Pecten maximus is the source of this 677-nucleotide messenger RNA. Its product is annotated as 60S ribosomal protein L18-like. Bases 68 to 634 code for a protein of 188 amino acids. The transcript has 7 exons. NCBI's taxonomy places the organism in Eukaryota, Metazoa, Mollusca, Bivalvia, Pectinida, Pectinidae. Gene Ontology annotation, cellular component: cytosolic large ribosomal subunit; ribosome. The record is from RefSeq and is a predicted model, not a curated record. Gene Ontology annotation, molecular function: structural constituent of ribosome; RNA binding. Gene Ontology annotation, biological process: translation.
UAAAAAGAGAGUAGCCUCCCUUGGCCUAUUUCCGUUUUACAACUUCCUUUUCCGAUUCAAUUCCAAAAUGGGCAUUGACAUCUGCCACAAAGGCAACAGGAAGGUCCUAAGGAAGGAACCCAAGAGUCAAGAUAUUUAUCUUCGACUCUUGGUGAAACUAUACAGGUUCCUUGCCAGACGUACCAAUGCCAAGUUUAACAAGAUAGUGCUAAGGAGGCUUUUUAUGAGCAAGACCAAUACACCACCAAUGUCUUUGGCGAGAGUAGUCCGACUCAUGAAGAAACCCGGCCGUGAAAACAAGAUGGCUGUUGUUGUUGGAACUAUCACUGAAGAUCUAAGGUUAUUGGAUGUCCCUAAACUGAGGAUUUGUGCCCUGAAAGUAACAGAGAGGGCUCGUGCUCGCAUCCUCAAAACUGGUGGAGAAAUCAUCACAUUUGAUCAGUUGGCACUCAGGUCACCCAAAGGACAAAACACAGUGUUGAUGCAAGGAGCCCGUAAAGCCAGGAAGGCUUACAGACACUUUGGACGUGCUCCUGGUGUACCACACAGCCACACAGCACCGUAUGUGCGAUCUAAGGGCAGGAAGUUCGAAAGAGCUCGUGGACGAAGAGCCAGCAGAGGUUACAAGGCUUAAACUUUGGUACCUUAAUACUGAAAUAAAUUAUCUGGCAGACCAA